Molecule: messenger RNA, 721 nt
Organism: Ambispora leptoticha
Lineage: Eukaryota; Fungi; Glomeromycota; Glomeromycetes; Archaeosporales; Ambisporaceae
Source: the annotation of a GenBank genome assembly
AACAGCAAUUGGUUUGCGAGUAAAUGAUGGCGUUGUCUUAGCUGUUGAGAAAUUAGUCCAAUCAAAGUUACUCGUACCCGGUUCAAAUAGAAGAAUUCAAACUGUUGACAUGCAUAUUGGCGUGGCAACGGCUGGAUUACUAGCAGACGGCCGUCAUAUUAUCAAUCGCGCCAGAGACGAGGCAGAAAACUACAAGGAUGUAUACCAUUCCCCAAUUCCUGGAAAGGUACGACCAUUAUUAAUCUCUUCUAAAGAAUUUCAAGAUGUUAAUCAAAAGAUAACAGUUUGGGCUCAUAUACAGACAAUUGCAGACAGAGUUGGACAAUAUGUACAAGCUUAUACAUUAUAUUCUAGCGCACGUCCGUUCGGUAGUAGUGCUAUCAUUGGAACUGUUGAUAAAGAUGGACCACAAUUGUUUAUGGUUGAACCGUCGGGUGUCUAUUGGGGAUAUCAUGGAUGUGCGAUUGGGAAAGGAAAGCAAGUGGCUAAAACAGAAAUUGAAAAGCUGAAACUUAGUGAAAUGACCGCAUUGGAAGCUGUCAAGGAAGCUACUAGAAUCAUUUAUACUGUUCACGAUGACGCCAAGGACAAAGAAUUCGAACUAGAAUUGAGUUGGGUAACUAAUGAUAGCAAGCGACAUGAAUUCGUCCCCACUGAAAUAGCACUGGAGGCUGAAAGAUUGGCCAAGGAAACAUUAAAUGAAGAAAUGGAAGACGAUUAG